GCCUAGAUUAACGCAGUCACGCAGCCAUUCAUCUCUCCUUUCCUCUAUAUAACCCCUGCUCCCCCUCUUCCUUUCUCCUCAUCCCACAAAGCAAUUUGCAACUCAAGCAAAGAGAGAGAGAGAGAGAGAGAGAGAGAGAUAAGAGAAAGAGAGGUGAUCAAGUUUCUUCUGCUAAAGAUCUAAAGUUUCUCACCUCACAAUGGCUCGCUCUCUCUCUACCGCUAAGACCCUCUCCGUCAUCGUCGCCGAAGGGUUCUCCAACGCCAUCUACAGACGAGGGUUCGCCGUCGCAGCCGACACGGCGUUGCAUGGGAGCGUUGCGAGCGGUGGAACAACCGCUUCUACCGCGGCGAUGAAGAAGAACGUUGGGGAAGAGUCAAGCGAGAAGGCGCCGUGGAUCCCAGAUCCUAAAACCGGUUACUACAGACCCGCUACCGUUUCUGAGGAGAUUGACCCGGCGGAGCUACGAGCUGUUCUCUUGAACAACAAGCAAUAAUUACUUUUCAAAUAAACAAAAACGCUUCUAAGAUAGUUAUGUUAAUGUUGUUUAAUCCCAUGUUUUAAGGGGAGAGAAUUGAGAAAAUGGGUUAUGAUCCUUUGUGGUGAACCCACCAUCUUAUUCUGUUGCGAGUUUUCUAGUGAUCGUUUUGAUCCAUCCUAAUAAAGUUAUAAAAACGUUUCAUCUA
Molecule: messenger RNA, 686 nt
Organism: Brassica napus (rape)
Lineage: Eukaryota; Viridiplantae; Streptophyta; Magnoliopsida; Brassicales; Brassicaceae
Product: late embryogenis abundant protein 2
Exons: 2
Coding region: 200-496 (98 amino acids)
Biological process (GO): response to stress
Cellular component (GO): mitochondrion
Source: RefSeq, a predicted model, not a curated record